CGCCCCCACGGAACCGGAAGUGAGCGGGCGCUGGGAGCGGUGGGGCGCGGCGGGAUCCUGGCGGACCUGGCUGGCUCGGUGUUUGUCGCAGAUGCCAGCACAUUUCUCCCUGGAUUCCUUGGAUUCGGAUAGACUGUGAACUGCCCCUUGCAGCACAAAAGGAAGAUGUGGAAAGCUUCUGCAGGCCACGCUGUGUCUAUCACCCAGGACGAUGGGGGAGCCGAUGACUGGGAGACUGACCCUGAUUUUGUGAACGACGUGAGUGAAAAGGAGCAAAGAUGGGGCGCCAAAACGGUGCAGGGAUCGGGGCACCAGGAACACAUCAACAUCCACAAGCUGCGAGAGAAUGUCUUUCAAGAGCACCAGACCCUCAAGGAGAAGGAGCUGGAAACAGGACCCAAGGCUUCCCAUGGCUAUGGAGGGAAGUUCGGCGUGGAGCAGGAUAGGAUGGACAAAUCAGCCGUUGGCCACGAGUACCAGUCAAAACUUUCCAAGCAUUGCUCACAGGUGGACUCAGUCCGAGGCUUUGGAGGCAAGUUUGGUGUCCAGAUGGACAGGGUGGAUCAGUCUGCUGUAGGCUUUGAGUACCAAGGGAAGACGGAAAAGCACGCCUCCCAGAAAGACUACUCUAGCGGCUUUGGUGGCAAAUACGGUGUGCAGGCUGACCGUGUGGACAAGAGCGCCGUGGGUUUCGACUACCAGGGCAAGACGGAGAAGCAUGAGUCCCAGAAAGAUUAUUCCAAAGGUUUUGGUGGCAAAUAUGGAAUCGACAAGGAUAAGGUGGACAAAAGCGCUGUGGGCUUUGAGUAUCAAGGCAAAACAGAGAAGCAUGAGUCCCAGAAAGACUAUGUGAAAGGGUUUGGAGGAAAAUUUGGUGUGCAGACAGACAGACAAGACAAGUGUGCCCUUGGCUGGGACCAUCAGGAGAAGCUGCAGCUGCAUGAAUCCCAAAAAGACUAUAAGACUGGGUUCGGAGGCAAAUUUGGUGUUCAGUCCGAGAGGCAGGACUCCUCCGCUGUGGGGUUUGAUUACAAGGAGAGAUUGGCCAAGCACGAGUCCCAGCAAGACUACGCCAAAGGAUUCGGCGGGAAAUAUGGGGUACAGAAGGAUCGGAUGGACAAGAAUGCAUCUACCUUUGAAGACGUGGCCCAGGUGCCUUCUGCAUACCAGAAGACUGUCCCCAUUGAGGCUGUGACCAGCAAAACCAGUGAUAUCCGAGCUAACUUUGAAAACCUGGCAAAGGAGAGAGAGCAGGAGGACAGGCGGAAGGCGGAAGCGGAGAGAGCUCAGCGGAUGGCCAAGGAAAGGCAGGAGCAGGAGGAGGCUCGGAGGAAGCUGGAAGAGCAAGCCAGAGCCAAGACGCAGACGCCCCCUGCAUCCCCUAGUCUUCAGCCAGCUGAAGACCAACCACCCUCCAGCCCCAUCUAUGAGGAUGCAGCACCGUUUAAGGCGGAAACAAGUUACCGAAGUUCUGAGCCUGAGCCUGUGUACAGCACCGAGGCUGCAGGUGUCCCUGAAGCCAGCAGCCAGCAAAGCCUAGUCUACACCUCAGAACCUGUCUAUGAGACCACAGAGGCCUCUGGCCACUACCAAGCGGAGGAUGACACCUACGAUGGAUAUGAGAGUGACCUGGGCAUCACUGCUAUCGCCCUGUAUGACUACCAAGCUGCUGGCGAUGAUGAGAUCUCCUUUGACCCUGAUGACAUCAUCACCAACAUAGAAAUGAUUGACGAUGGCUGGUGGCGUGGGGUGUGCAAGGGCAGAUACGGGCUCUUCCCAGCCAACUACGUGGAGCUGCGGCAGUAGGGCGGCACCAGUGCCACCAGCACCAGCACGGGGCUCACGCUACAGAUCGUCUGCGUGGGUUUGACUUAGAUUCUGUUUUGUUUUGUUUUUUCUUCUUCCGAAGGUGGGGAGGGGAAUAUACAUAUUGCCUUUAUAUUUAAUACUUCUGCUGAUGCUUCAGGCCGUGUCCUGCCACAGAAUUUGCUAAUAUCUGAUAAUCAUGUUCAUAGAGAACUUGGGAUGAUGACUUUGAGCCAUCCCAGGUGUUUACUUUCCUGCCAAGUUGACUGUGGUAUGUUAGCCACCUCAGGAUCUCUGCUCCUCCUGAGGUUGGUGGUAUAUGUGGCCUCAAACCUCCACCCCCCGUGGCAGUUGGGGUCCCCAAGGAUGGAACCUGCUCCUGGAGUGACUGCCCAGUGAGGGGACUCCCUGGGGUCCAGUGUUUGGAUGAAAGGAAAGGGGGACCAAGGGAAAGUGAGGUGGUGGUGGAGGGGAAUGCUGGGAGUCCUGGAGCAUUGACACUACGUGCAAAGUUCCCUCUGCCAGGUUCCCAAGCUUUCGGUACUCUGCCUCCUCCUCCCAUCUCUUUACCUCCCUAUACCCCAGUCCGGGUCCAACCUCGCCUCCUGCCCUGCCUUGAAGUGUUAUCUUCUGUCUGCAUUCAGGGCCCAUAGCACAAAGCGCAUCUUAGCAAUGUGCUCCAGCUAUCCUGGGCUUGGCCUGCAACAUGGGAGGGUGGGGUGCGUCCUGGACCUACUCACAAGCCCUGAGCAGUCUGGAAUGUGCUGUGUAUGGCACAUACACAGGCAGAUACUUUUCCCUGCAGGCUUUCAGAAGCAUGCUCCCUGCAGGGUGGCUGUGUUCUUUUUGCCAAAUAUCAUGUUCAAUUGCAGUCGGUUGAUUGAUGUGGCUGCAAACAGGACUGUGAGGGAGCCGAGGCUCCCACCUGGGUGCCUGCCACAGACUCCUUGAGCAACUGUCCCUAAGGUGGUUUCAAGGCUCUGAGACACCAGGUUGCGCAGUAGCAGUCGGGCAGACAGCAUGUCCCUUGUAGGCGAGUCCCCACGAUUGAGAUACAUGAGGAUUGAUACCCAUCUUUUCCCAUGUUCUUUCCUGCAGAACCCUUGCCUUUCCAUUGUUAGGUCGGGUUUUCUAUAUGAAUUAUCAUCUGGAAUUCUGUAGCACACCUCAUAGGUAUCAAUUUUUUUAAAUUAAAUUUCAGAAUAAACUUUUUUUGAUCCGUU
Molecule: messenger RNA, 3029 nt
Organism: Chionomys nivalis (European snow vole)
Lineage: Eukaryota; Metazoa; Chordata; Mammalia; Rodentia; Cricetidae
Gene: Cttn
Product: cortactin
Exons: 18
Coding region: 166-1806 (546 amino acids)
Biological process (GO): regulation of actin filament polymerization
Cellular component (GO): cortical actin cytoskeleton; plasma membrane; focal adhesion
Molecular function (GO): actin filament binding
Source: RefSeq, a predicted model, not a curated record